GUCAUCAGCUAACAACGACAGACUUCCUGUUUUUUCUCUGAAACAUGGAGCGGAGUUUCUACUGUUUAUCCUCAGUCUUUCGGCAGACCUCUCCCCACCAUGCAACUCCUUCAGCUUCCAGAAGACGUCCUGUACCACAUCCUGUCCUUUCUGGACCACACGUCCCUCUGCCGUCUCUGUCUGGUCUGUAAAAACCUGAACGGCUUCAUAAACCGGGACGCGGUGUGGAGGAAGGUUGCUAAACAGUUUUUAAACACGGGAAUUACCUGGAACGGGACGGACAGAUAUCCUCAUAUACCUCUGAAGGAGCGAGUGAGGACCGCCCAGAACUGGUUUCAUGGGGUUUGCAAAAAGUUGGUUCUUCUCAGAUGGAAAAUCAGACUGUUGCCAUGGUUGCAGCUGGAUCGGGAUUUACUGUUUUUGUCCCAGGCUGCUCAUAUUGGAGCGUAUCGGCUUCACCAAGGCUCCAAGAGGCUCCAGCAGAGACCAUCUGAAAUCUUCUCCGGCCACGAUGGUGAUGUCUGUCGCUUUGUUCUCACAGUGUCUCACCUGAUCAGCGGAGGAAGUGAUGGCAGGAUCCUGGUCCAGAGCAGAAGAAGAGACUUCUCUUUGUGGUUGUCAGGUCACAGUCAGGAAGUGAACUGUCUGGACUCUAAAGAUGGACUCAUCAUCAGUGGAUCAAGAGACCGAACAGCACGGAUUUGGAGUGUGGCUUCCAGCACCCCCAGAGCUACAAUUCCCAUGUUUGACCGAGUCUGGUCAGUUGCUAUUAGUCCCACGCUUAGCUCCUUUGUAACUGGCACUGCAUGCUGUGAGAAUUUCUCCCCUCUUCGUAUUUGGGAUGUGGAGCGGUCUGCGUGUGUGUGCAGUCUGGGCUCAGAGUUUCGUCGUGGUGCUGGUGUGUUGGAUAUAGUAUUUGAGUCUCCGUUCCAGCUACUCACCUGCGGCCACGAUACCUUCAUUCGACUGUGGGACCUCCGACUCAGCCCACAGGAAUGUGUUAUGAAGUGGGAGGAGCCCCAUGAUAGCGCCUUGUACUGCAUUCAGACAGAUGGAAACCACAUGAUAGCCAGCGGCUCUUCGUAUUACGGUGUUGUACGUCUUUGGGACAAACGGCAGCAUGAAUGUCUGCAGUUCUUCCAGCUGUGCUCUGACGCUGUGAGCAGCCCUGUUUACUGCCUGAGGUUCAGCAGCUCUCACCUGUAUGCAGCCCUCGCCACCGCCCUGCACUCUCUGGACUUUAAACCGAACCCUGCUAUCAUCAGAUGACACAAACACACUUUUCUGAACUCUGAUAUUAGUAAAAAAAUUUAUUUUCUC
Melanotaenia boesemani (Boeseman's rainbowfish) is the source of this 1320-nucleotide messenger RNA. RefSeq names its product F-box and WD repeat domain containing 4 (gene fbxw4). Bases 100 to 1269 code for a protein of 389 amino acids. The transcript is spliced from 9 exons. The record is from RefSeq and is a predicted model, not a curated record. Gene Ontology annotation, cellular component: SCF ubiquitin ligase complex. Gene Ontology annotation, molecular function: protein binding. NCBI's taxonomy places the organism in Eukaryota, Metazoa, Chordata, Actinopteri, Atheriniformes, Melanotaeniidae. Gene Ontology annotation, biological process: SCF-dependent proteasomal ubiquitin-dependent protein catabolic process.